CGUUUUCGUGAUUUUUUACAAUUUGAACAAAAUUUUAGAGGUUUUCAUUGUUUUCCUCUUUUCAAAAUGGACAAGGGAAAGAAGAAUAAGAAAGCUGAGAGCAUCAGGAAGCCUAAAAUGAAGUCAAAAUGGGCGAAACGCGAAGCUAGGCUGAGAAAAGUUAAGGAUGAAGAGAUUGAAAUGAGUGCUCUUGAUCAGGAUAUUUUAGCUCUUGAUGCUUCAACCAUCACCAAGUUCUCAGAUAUUCCACUCUCAAGUCGGACGCAAAGAGCACUAGAAAGUUGUGCAUACAUAAAUCCUACAGAAAUUCAGAAGAAAAGUAUACCAAUUGCAUUGAAGGGUUUGGAUGUCCUUGGAGCUGCCAAGACUGGUUCUGGAAAGACAUUAGCUUUUCUUAUUCCUUUGCUAGAGUGCUUAUGGAAAUUGAAGUGGUCAGCCAUUGAUGGUCUUGGAGCAUUGGUUAUAUCUCCAACAAGAGAACUGGCGUAUCAGACAUUUGAAGUGUUGUGUAAAAUUGGCAAACAUCACGACAUAUCAGCUGGUUUGAUAAUUGGCGGUAAAGAAGUCAGUUUUGAACAACAGAGAAUUCACAAAACAAAUAUCAUAGUGUGUACGCCUGGACGUCUCUUGCAACAUAUGGAUGAAACACCCAAUUUCGAUUGUGGCAAUUUAAAAAUGUUGGUGCUUGAUGAAGCAGACAGAAUAUUAGACAUGGGCUUUAGUGAAACAGUAAAUGCUAUCAUUGAAAAUCUUCCUGAGGAAAGGCAAACACUUCUUUACUCCGCUACACAAACCAGCUCUGUGAGUGAUUUGGCUAGACUAAGCCUUCACGACCCAGAGUAUGUAUCUGUGUACAAAGAUUCCGAAGCUACCACGCCUCAGGAAUUAAAACAAAGUUACGUUGUUUGUGAACUUGAAGACAAGAUCAAUUUCUUAUAUUCCUUUAUCAAAAAUCACCUGAAAAGCAAGAUCUUGGUGUUUCUAUCCAGCUGCAAGCAGGUUAAAUUCACAUACGAGGUAUAUCGUCGUCUCAGGCCAGGCGUCCAACUAAUGGCACUCUAUGGAAAACAGAAUCAGAUAAAACGUGUCGCGAUUUACAAUGAUUUCUGUCGGAAAACGUCGGCAGUUUUGUUGGCUACGGAUAUAGCUGCUCGCGGCUUGGAUUUUCCAGCGGUUCAUUGGGUGAUUCAACUUGAUUGUCCCGAGGAUGCAAAUACCUACAUUCACCGGGCUGGAAGAACAGCAAGGUACCAAAGAGAUGGUCAUUCUUUAUUAAUAUUGCUACCUUCUGAAGAAAAGGAAAUGCUGAAAGAACUAGAAAAGAAAAAAGUCCCUAUAACUGAGAUCAAAGCAAAUCCUAAGAAAUUAUCCAAUAUUCAAAAGAAACUUGAAGGAUUGUGCGUGCAAGAUCAAGAUAUCAAGCAAUGGGCUCAGAAGAGUGUGGUGUCAUACGUGAGAUCUGUUUACCUGCAGUCAAACAAGAAAAUAUUCAAUGUCGAUGCAAUGCCGGUCGAAAAAUAUGCCGCCUCUCUCGGGCUGUUAACAGCCCCAAGAAUACGGUUCUUACAGAAAGCCAGAAAGAAACAUGGCAAAAUUUCUAAACAAAUGGAGCCCAAGAAGACGACGAAAGAAUUAUCCGAUCUUUUAUCAGAUGAUCACCAGGAGAACGAUUUCAAUCAUGAAGAUUUCUUAGUUCUACGGAAGAAAAACGUCGAGAUAUCUUCUGAUGAGGAAGAGGAUAAAUCUAUUCAAGAGGAAAAUAUCGAAAACACAGCUGAGAACCUCAGUAAAAAGAACAGAAACAAAACAAGAAUAACUUCGGCAAAGAAAGUUUUGAGAAAGAACAUCAAAAUGAACAGCAAAGUGAUAUUUGAUGACGACGGCGAGCCAAUGCCAGAGGACACGCAGAAUGAUCGUGAAGCAGACGUAUCGAGAACGGAAGAUUCCGGAGGAAGCCCGCAGGAAGCAGGUGGAAUUGAUUUGAAGAACUCUUCGAAAAACCUCGUCAAACAAGAUAAACUGGAUAAACAGGAAUUCCGAGACAGGAUUAAACAGAAACAUCGCGAGAAACGAAUGAAGAACAAAGUAAAGAGGAAACGUUUCGAGAACGACGACGAGGUGGUUGUUACAUUAAAGAGCACUGAAGAGGAUGACCGCAGUACAGAAAUGGAUGGUGACAGUGACAACAGCUACAGCGCUCCACCAAAGCGAUCAAAACAGGAAACAGAAGAAACAGUGGACGAUAACGAAGGAACAUUACGAGACGAUGAGGAACUAGCUCUUAAAUUAUUAACUGACUAAUGUAGAAUAAUAUGCAGAGAAUAUGCAGAUAAUAAACCAUGUUAAGACCUAAACUAUCGACAAAAAUUACGAAAUUAUAACGUAGCGUACAAGUUCAUGUCAUUUCAAACCUUUUUAUACGCCAGGAUUUUUAAGCGAACACUCGCGUUGUGAAAAUUAAUUCGCUAUCGAAAAUGGUGAUCAUUUAAGCGACAUUUGAACCGUUCUGCUGUAAGGAAUAUACGCUGUUUGUAUACGAUCUAUGAAACAAUACAUUAUAUACGAGGAAAAGAGC
Molecule: messenger RNA, 2575 nt
Organism: Dendronephthya gigantea
Lineage: Eukaryota; Metazoa; Cnidaria; Anthozoa; Malacalcyonacea; Nephtheidae
Product: probable ATP-dependent RNA helicase DDX10
Exons: 22
Coding region: 67-2301 (744 amino acids)
Biological process (GO): rRNA processing
Cellular component (GO): nucleus
Molecular function (GO): nucleic acid binding; ATP binding; RNA helicase activity
Source: RefSeq, a predicted model, not a curated record